AUGAGCGAUGUCCAACAAGUGAACGGUCAGGCACCUCUCCACGAAAAGGUGCAGCAACAAGACGCACCCUUGGCAGAAUUCGAUGGCAACAGCAACCCUGCACCUUCACCUACGAUCCCCGGAAAGGAACGUCUUGAUGAAGCCGUCGGAAAGGCCAUUGGAGGCACCGUAAUCCCCUCGGAUAUCCAUCCCGGUGACAUGCCCACAACAACCCAGCUCGACGCUGACAAGAAGAAUGCUCCUGUAGAGACACAGCCCCAGAGCAGAGUCCAGCCCGAGACAACCGAAGUCAGCAAGACUGGGGAGGAUAACGAGGAUGAGGACCAGGAGAAUGACCCUAACGCUGAGGAUACGGAGGAGCAGAACCAGAAGCGCAAGGAGAUGAAUGAUCCCAAGAAACGCACUGUGGGUGCCUACCCAGAGAUCACUCGUAUCGGCUGGCUUGAUGCCUACAAGAGGACAGAUGGUCCUCAGAACGAGUUCCGAGACAAGUCCAUUUGGAUGGAAGAGUUUGCCAGUAGUGCCCUCUUUGGGGCCUUCUGGCACAAUGCUUCUGCCAUCAUCGCCGUCCCCAUCGUCUGCUUCGUCGUCUUCAAGCUCGGCGGAGGAUUCGUCUCCCUCAUCCUCAUCAUCGCUUUUGCAGCCACGUACUACAAGAACUCCAUCCGUCGCUUCAGACGCAAUGCCAGAGACGAUAUCACCCGCGAGCUCAUCAGGAACGCUCUUGAGAACGAUGCAGAGUCGACAGAGUGGAUCAACAACUUCAUGUCCAAAUUCUGGCUCAUCUACGAACCCGUGCUCAGUUCGAUGAUUGUCGGUAUUGUCGAUGGUAUCCUUGUGGACCAGACCCCUGCCUUCUUGGACUCUAUCCGUCUGACCACUUUUACUUUGGGAACCAAGGCCCCUCGUGUGGAGAGCAUCAAGUCUUUCCCCAAGUCUGACCCCGAUGUUGUCGUGAUGGAUUGGCGCGUGUCGUUCACACCUACGGAUAUCGAGGACAUGACCCCGCGUCAGCUGCGUACCCAGGUUAACCCCAAGAUCAUCCUCACCAUUCGUCUCGGAAACAGCCUCAUCGGUGCCGGAAUGCCCAUCCUUGUCGAAGACAUGUCCUUAACUGGUUAUAUACGAUUCAAGCUCAAACUUACCUCGACCUUUCCUCACAUCAAGACCGUCGAUUUCUGCUUCUUGGAGGCUCCUGUUAUUGAUUACGUUCUCAAGCCUGUUGGAGGUGAUACCUUUGGCAUGGAUAUCGCCCACAUCCCAGGAUUGCAAUCAUUCAUUCGUGACCAAACACACGCCAUAUUGGGACCAAUGAUGUACGCUCCCAACGUCUACACGCUCGAUUUGGAGCAGAUGAUGACCGGAGGUGCCUCGCUCACUGCUGCUGCCGGUGUUAUCCAGCUCACCAUCUACAACGCCAAGGACAUAAAGAACUCUGAGCUCAUCGGCCAAUCGGAUCCUUACAUCAAGAUCCGUCUUGGAAACCGCCCCGAAAUCGCCUCUACCCAGGUCCAGAAGAACACCUUGAACCCGGUGUUCAAUGAGACGAACAUUAUUUUGAUCAACAACUUGAACGAAAUGAUCUGUAUGGAGGUCUUUGACAAGGACACUGUCGGUAAAGACAGCUCCCUCGGCCAGGCAAACUUUGAUCUCAAGACCCUCGAAGAAAACCCCGUCCAGGACGAUGUCUGGUGCAGUAUCCUCUUCAAUGGCAAAGAGCGUGGCUCCAUCCGCAUCCGUGCCGCUUACUUCCCAGUCGCCAAACCUACCCCUGUCGAGGACGGUGGUGAGCCUGUGCCAGUCGAGUCCAACUCGGGUAUUUUGGCUAUUAACCUUGCUCAGGCCAAGGAUAUUGCGCGCUCGGGCAAACUCAAGUCGCACUGCCGGGUGGUGUUGAAUGGGCAGGUUGUUCAUACGACGGGCAACAGUAUUGGAGCCAACCCUACGUGGGGUGCGUAUGUGGAUGCCUUUGUGACGGACCUUGAGGCUGCGCAAAUUUUGGUCGAGAUUGUCUCUGAGGAGCAGGUUGUUGGAUCCUAUGGCGCGCCUGCGACGCAUAUCUUGAGGGAUACCGAGGAUAAGGUUGGUUGGCUCUCGUUGCAGGGUGGACAAGGAGGAGAGAAGUUGAAUAUGACGGCGGUUUGGAAGCCGAUUCUGAUGAGUGAUUCCUUGAACCCUACGGUCCACAAGGCGGCAUUUGGGGUUGCUCGGAUCCAGCUUUUUGGUGCUCGUGGGCUCAAGAAUGUCGAGAUUGGAAGCGACUCUGAUCCGUAUGUACUCAUCAGUGGAGACAAGGGCUCGAGUCGUUGCCGCACCAAGACUAUCGAUAGCUCGCUUAACCCCGAGUGGAACGAGAUCCAUUAUAUUGCCGUCAACUCUGUCAAGCAGAUCCUCGACUUUGAGACCUUUGAUUUCCAGAAGCGGACCAAGGACAGGACUCUUGGAAAGACGUCGUUCAAGGUCAACGACGUUGUGGAGGAGCUUCCUGACAAUGCUGGGUACCAGGCUCGCCCCGCCGUUGAUCGCUGGGCUCCCCUGAGACAGAAGGAUGGUUCGACCAAGGGUGAGCUUCAUUACCAGGUCUCGUUCCACCCCUCGCUCAAGUUGGCCAAGGAAGCGACCGAGGCCGAGAAGGAGAAGAACGCUCAUGCUGCUCAGGGCCCGCUGGAGGCUGCCAAGAAGGAGGUCGUCGAAUACGAUGCCGAGGUCGAGGCUCGCGAGAAGCUAGAGGCCGAGCAGAAGAAGGAAAUCCCCGUCGAGCAGGCCCAGAUCUUGUUACCCCCUGGCACCAUCCACGCUCAUGAGGCCCUCGAAUAUGAUUCCGGAAUCUUGGUCACUACUCUCAUCGGAGCCAACCUGGACCGCUCAGGAACCUACUGCGAGGUCUACAUCGACUCCGACUACUACCAACACAAGACCCAGAUCCAGAAAUCGCGCGACCCCAAGUGGAAUGAGAUUGCUGACAUUUUCGUCAAGGAGCUCGAGUAUGCCAAGUUGACCAUUCUGAUCAAGGAGAAGUCGUCGAUCGAAAGGGAUCCCGUCGUGGGAAGUGUAACUGGCAACAUCAGGACUCUGUUGGAGACCACCCCUGCCGAGGGCGCCGAGUUUGAUGUGGUCGACAAGACAGAGAAACGCGGCACCAUGCGGCUCAAGCUUGAGUACCUCCCUGUGCCCAUUGAGCUGUCCCCUAAGGAGAGGCUGGAUAACAUGGGUCAGUUGACUGUUCAUCUGGUCGGCGCCAAGGACUUGAUGGCGGCGGAUCGCGGAGGUGCCAGUGACCCUUACUUUAUCUUCCGCGUCAAUGGAAAGGAGGUCUUCAAGUCUGAAACCGUCAAGAAGAGCCUUAACCCCGUCUACGACGAAACCUUCGUCGUCCCUAUCACAUCGCGCGCAGAUGACCAGUUCUCAUUCGAAGUCUUCGACUGGAACCAGAUCUCAACUUCCAAAUCCCUUGGCCAAGGAGCCAUCGACCUCCGCAACCUUCAACUUGUGCUCCCCAACGAUUUCAAACUUCCUCUCCAGAACAAGACUAACCAAGGAGAAGUCCAACUCCGUCUCAGGUUUAUGCCCGAGUUCCUGUCGUCCAACAAACGCAAGUCCGGUUUUGGAGCCACGUUCUUGGGUGAAGGCGUUGGUCUGGUAGGAAAUGCCGGUAUGGCGGGCGUUGGAGCUGUGGGUCAGAUAGGACAGGGCGCGGUCAAGGGCGUUGGUGCCGUGGGUCAAGGUGCUAUCAAGGGCGUUGACACCGUGGGUCACGGUGCUAUCAAGGGUGUUGGUGCAGUUGGUAAGGGCGUCUUUGGUGGCUUGUCCGCUGGUGCCUCAGCCAUCGGAUUGGGUCACAAGAAGAAGGACACCGUCCCUACCACUACCACCGCCCCCGCCGUCAUAGCCACGGCCCCCGGCAGCGGCACCGGAAUCGUCGGCCGCCUCACCAUCCACGUCAUCGAAGCCGACCACCUGCUGGGCGUUGACAAAUCCGGUUUCUCCGACCCCUACGUCAAAGUCCGCGUCAACUCCAAGGAUGUCCUCAAGACCAAGGUCAAGAGGGACACCCUUUCCCCGAACUGGUCUGAAUCAGUUAUCGUCCCCGGUGUGAGAACGGAUCAGCCUGUCGUCGUGGAUUUCCAGGUCAAGGAUCAUAACACGAUUGGCGGAAGUAAGGAGUUAGGAAACUGCGAUGUGUCGUUGUGGGAGUAUAUUCAGCCUGGUGCUGGAAGUUUGCAGGCGGAUUUCUGGGCGCCAGUGGAUGGACAGGGAGGUAAAUUGCAUCUGGCGUUGCAGUUUGAGCCUAGUGAAGCUUGA
Messenger RNA from Linnemannia hyalina, 4302 nucleotides. Lineage: Eukaryota; Fungi; Mortierellomycota; Mortierellomycetes; Mortierellales; Mortierellaceae. The record is from the annotation of a GenBank genome assembly.